AUCUCCAGGUGUGCCCUUACCCUUAUGCUCUUCUCAUUUAUCUGUUUAACCAGCGGUACACGUUUCUGAUGAUGGAGUGUGAGAGCAAGCAGAAUCUCUUCCAGAUGAUAAGGGAGAAGGGGAAACUGAACAUGGAGACCAUCAUCUUCUAUGCAGCAGAACUGGUAGUCGGCAUCCAGUUUCUUCAUUCAAAGGGGAUUGUACAUCGAGAUUUAAAGGCAAGUAACAUCUUAAUUACUAAGGACGGCCACAUGAAGAUAGUGGACUUUGGACAAGCAGAGGAGAAUGUUUUUGAGGGUAAGAAGAUCCAGCGCAUAAGUGGAACAUUGUCCCAUAUGGCUCCAGAGGUGAGAAAUGUAGUUGUACUAUAGUUACUAACAGGAAUAGUGAGAUGUGCCCUGAGCUACAGACCUACCUCUGCCACCAAAGCAACUUACAGCCA
Messenger RNA from Xenopus laevis (African clawed frog), 442 nucleotides. It is a transcript of the gene srms.2.S, whose product is annotated as protein kinase C delta type-like. Lineage: Eukaryota; Metazoa; Chordata; Amphibia; Anura; Pipidae. The transcript has 3 exons. The record is from RefSeq and is a predicted model, not a curated record. Bases 69 to 371 code for a protein of 100 amino acids.